CUGUUCCAUCCAUCCAUCCAACCAUCCAUCCACCAGCCACUUCACACAGGCAAGCGAGUGGUAAGGGUUCAGGCAUGGCAGCUCCGAGAGCGCUCGUCCUCGCCGUCCUGCUGGCGAUCGCCGUCGCCAACGCCGAGGCAGCGUCCGUGGUCGUCGGCCUGGUCAAGUGCGCCGACUGCACAAGGAAGAACAUGAAGGCCGAGGAAGCCUUCAAAGGUCUCCAGGUAGCAGUCAAGUGCAAGAACGUCCAUGGCGACUACGAGAGCAAGGCACUGGGUGCCCUCGACGGCACCGGGGCCUUCCGCAUGCCCCUCGCCGCUGACCUCCACGGCGCCGACUGCGUCGCACAGCUCCACAGUGCAGCCUCCAACGCGCCGUGUCCUGGCCAGGAGCCAUCCAAGAUCGUGCCGGUUUCCGAGGGCACCAUCUUCGGUAUCGUCGCCGGCGACAGCAUUGCCACACCGUCUGCAGCGUCGCCGGAGUGCGCAUCCAUGACCCUGUGCGGGCCAAUCAAGAAGCACAUCAUCGAGCACUUCCACCACAAGAAGCCCGUGCCACCGAAGCCGGAGCCCAAGCCCCAGCCCCACCCGGACUACGGCCCCGUGCCCAAGCCCGAGCCAAAGCCGCAGCCCCACCCGGACUACCACCCCAUCCCUCCCACGCCCACCUACGGCGGCGGAGGUGGCGGCGGAUACCACGGACACCACUGAGUCUGGUCUACCACCGUCGUCCUGCCCAGCGAUGAAAUCUCAUCAACGGGUUCAAAGUCAGUGAGUGAUUGACGUUGCUAUUUAUGAUCGGUUUGCAUGCGUGGGUGGAUUGUUUGGUGCUGUGCCAUUCGCUGCCCCGUUUUAGUAUCUGCACCGCAGAGUUGAGAGUUCAGAAUAACAGUUGUGAGGAACACAUGGAUCACUGUGUAUUUUGCUUUUUAAAGAUUUGCAAUUUCGGUGUGUGUUUUGUAUACGAAGUUGUGGAUCAAGUAAUUUAAUCAAGUCCAUUAUUUGAGCCAAUGGAAUUACUGCAGAUGUUGGCUUUUUUGGCUUGAUCUUGUUCUACUGUGUGCUGCGUGCGUUUAGUUCAUGUUUUGCCUAAUGUUAUAGGCUUGCUUUUACCUUCAUUUUCUUUUAAGUUUUUGGUUCAUGUAAUAACUGUGUGGUGGUUUUUUAAUGGAAAAAUGCUACAUCGA
Messenger RNA from Triticum dicoccoides, 1186 nucleotides. Its product is annotated as proline-rich protein 4-like. The record is from RefSeq and is a predicted model, not a curated record. The coding region runs from base 75 to 710 and encodes 211 amino acids. Lineage: Eukaryota; Viridiplantae; Streptophyta; Magnoliopsida; Poales; Poaceae. The transcript has 2 exons.